Messenger RNA from Nerophis ophidion (straightnose pipefish), 7092 nucleotides. It is a transcript of the gene ripk1l, whose product is annotated as receptor (TNFRSF)-interacting serine-threonine kinase 1, like. The transcript is spliced from 5 exons. Gene Ontology annotation, biological process: protein phosphorylation; signal transduction. Bases 2793 to 5828 code for a protein of 1011 amino acids. The record is from RefSeq and is a predicted model, not a curated record. Lineage: Eukaryota; Metazoa; Chordata; Actinopteri; Syngnathiformes; Syngnathidae. Gene Ontology annotation, molecular function: JUN kinase kinase kinase activity; protein binding; ATP binding.
CGCUCCAGCUGAGGGCGAGCGAUGUCAUCCAGAAAGAGCACCUGGACGACGGAGGGUUCGGAGAAGUGUAUCUGUGCUACCAUGCCACCUUGGGCCGUGUCGUGAUGAAAACCAUGUACACUGGUCCUCUUCGAAACGAUGUUUUAGUGAGAUUCUAAAGACAUACCUCGAGGUCGGAUGGCUGCGGUGAACACGCAGUGUCUCAGAGAGAAGCCGAGGAGCCAAGCUCACAGCUGCCUUUUUUGACAGCUACUGCAGGAGGAAGUCCCAUAAUCCACUGUUUUCUCCGGGAGAGCAAGAGGUCCCUGCUGGAGGAAGGGAACAUUAUGGCUAGCCUGAAGCAUGAGCGGGUGGUAAAGUUGCUGGGUGUCAUCAUGGAGGACCGAGGCUGCUCACUCGUCAUGGAGCUGAUGCCCAGGGGGAACCUGUUGGCCAUGCUGAAGAAGUCAAGGUCAAAAGUUUACAUACACUUGUAAAGAACAUAAUGUCAUGGCUGUCUUGAUUUUCCAAUCAUUUCUACAACUCUUAUUUUUUGUAACAAAAUGAUUGGACCACAUACUUGUUGGUCACAAAAAACAAAUGAAGUUUGGUUCUCAUAUUAUUUUUUUGUGGGUCUACUAAAAAUGUGACCAAAUCUUCUGGGUCAAAAGUAUACAUACAGCAAUGUUAAUAUUUGGUUGGAUGUCACUUGGCAAGUUUCACUGAAAUAAGGUGCUUUUGGGGGCCAUUUACAAGUUUCUGGCAAGCUUCUGGUUGAAUUUUUGACUGCUCUUUUGGACAAAAUUGCUGCAGUUCAGCUAAAUGUGUUGGUUUUCUGACAUGGCCUUUUUUUUCCGCAUUGUCCACUCAAUUAAGUCAGGACUUUGGGAAGGCCAUUAUAAAACCUUAAUUACAGUUGUGAUCAAAAUUAUUCAACACCCCAAACAAUAUUGGUGUUUGAGCAAAUUAGACAUUUAUUCCGUAUUUUGUUUAUAGUCAUAUCAAAUAAAGAUGUGUCAAAUAGACAAAUGCAACUUAAAUUGUAACACUGUAUUUUACAAAAUACCAAAAAAGGACAUUUUUCUUAAUAUCUCAUUGACAAAAUUAUUCAACCUCCUAGUUAAAUGCAUCUUUAGUACUUAGUAGAACCCAUCCAUUCAUCCAUUUUCUACCGCUUAUUCCCCUUAGGGGUUGCGGGGGGCGCUGGCCCCUAUCUCAGCUACAAUCGGGCAGAAGGCGGGGUACACCCUGGACAAGUCGCCACCUCAUCGCAGGGCCAACACAGAUAGACAGACAACAUUCACACUCACAUUCACACACUAGGGCCAAUUUAGUGUUGCCAAUCAACCUAUCCCCAGGUGCAUGUCUUUGGAAGUGGGAGGAAGCCGGAGUACCCGGAAGGAACCCACGCAUUCACGGGGAGGACAUGCAAGCUCCACACAGAAAGAUCCCGAGCCUGGAUAUGAACCCAGGACUGCAGGACCUUCGUAUUGUGAGCCAGACGCACUAACCCCUCUGCCACCGUGAAGCCGACUUAGUAGAACACCCUUUGGCAGUAAUUACAUCCUUCAAACGUGAUACAUAACCGGACACAAGCUUCUUGCAACGAUCUACGGAUAUUUUAGCCCAUUCCUCUUGGGCAAAGGCCUCCAGUUCAUUCAUAUUCUUGGGCUUGCGUGCUGCAACUGCCUUCUUCAAGUCCCACCACAGGUUUUUUAUAGGAUUUAGUUCUGGCGACUGUGAAGGCCACUCCAGAGUCUUCCAGCCCUUCUUCUGCAACCACUCUGAUGUUGAUUUGGAGGUAUGCUUGGGAUCGUUGUCCUGUUGGAAGGUCCAACGUCUCCCAAGCCUCAGCUUCGUCACUGACUUCAUGAUAUUUGCAGCUAAUAUAUCCUGGUAGGAAAUAGAAUUCAUAAUGCCUUGAACGCGCUGGAGAUUCCCGGUACCUGAGGCAGAGAAACAGCCCCAGAGCAUGAUUGACCCCCCACCAUGCUUAACAGUAGACAAGGUGUUCUUCUCUUUGUAAGCUUCAUUUUUUCUCUUCCAGACAUAACAUUGAUUCAUAGGACCAAAAAGUGCCAGUUUUGUCUCAUCACUCCAUAGAACAGUUUCCCAAAACCUUUGGGGUUUGUCCAGAUGAUUUUUGGCAUACUGGAAUCUAUUUUUCUUGUGUCUGGUAGUCAGAAGUGGGGUGCGCCUGGGAGUUCUGGCAUGGAGGCCUUCUUCUCGUAGUGCGCGCCUUAAUGUCUGGGACGAAACCCGCGUUCCCCCCUUUGCAAUGUCCUGUUGUAGUUCCUCAGCUGUUACCCUGGGGUUUUUCACCACUGUAUGCUUCAAAUACCGGACAGCAGUUGCACACAGCAUCCUCUUUCUACCACGCCCAGGUAGUGUUUCCACUGUGCCUUUAGCUUUAAACUUGCAAAUUAUGCUCCCAACUGUGUCUCUUGGAAUAUAUAAUGUCUUUGCUAUUUUUUAUAUCCAUAUCCUUUCUUAUGAAGAGAAAUCACCUCUUCUGUUGACUUCUUUGACCACUCCCUGGACUUCACCAUGUUGCAAAUACACCAUUGACCAUCUACAAGAAGCUGAGCUCUAGUAGCAGCGGGGGCCGUCUACGGAGCAGACGCCAGCGGUGUGAUCGGAAACGCGGAUGCCGAGCGGGGCUAAAAACAAAGCAGAAGGAUAAUCCCCACAGAACACCACUUUCCUCCAUCCCGAAGACGGAUUUAGAUGGAAAAUGCGAGACUACUGGUCUGGGUAAGGAGUCAGUUAAAUUAGAACAAGUUUUUUCUGCUUUGAGUGUUUCAGAGUUGGACAUGUGUUUUACUGAGGUGGCUAACUAUGAUGCGUGCAGUUUAUCAAAGCAACAAUCAAACAAUCGGAAAAUUCCUGUCGUAUCAAUUCCUAGAUAUGGUCGUAACUAUACUAAAUGCACUGGGCAUAAUAAACACAACAUUAUUAAUAUUGCUACUACAGAUAAUUUGAUCAAAAACUCCCUAAAACAGCCCACUACCUAUAAUAUAGGUUUUUUAAACAUAAGAUCAUUGUCUCCUAAAACGUUGUUAGUUAAUGAUAUUAUCAGAGACAACAAUCUUAACGUCAUCGGUCUCAGCGAAACCUGGCUUAAACCAAACGACUUUUUUGCGCUAAAUGAGGCAUGUCCUCCUAACUUUACACAUGCGCAUAUUGCCCGUCCGCUCAAAAGGGGUGGGGGAGUUGCACUAAUAUACAACGAAAACUUUAACCUUAGUCCUAACAUAAAUAAUAAAUAUAAAUCGUUUGAGGUGCUUACUAUGAGGUCUGUCACACCGCUGCCUCUACACCUGGCUGUUAUCUACCGCCCCCCAGGGCCCUAUUCGGACUUUAUUAAUGAAUUCUCAGAGUUCGUUGCUGAUCUAGUGACACACGCCGAUAAUAUAAUCAUAAUGGGGGACUUUAAUAUCCAUAUGAAUACCCCAUCGGACCCACCGUGCGUAGCGCUCCAGACUGUAAUUGAUAGCUGUGGUCUCACACAAAUAAUAAAUGAACCCACGCAUCGCAACGGUAAUACGAUAGACCUAGUGCUUGUCAGGGGCAUCACCGUUUCCAAAGUUACGAUACUCCCGUGUACUAAAGUAUUGUCUGAUCAUUACCUUAUAAAAUUCGAGGUUCAGACGCAUGUUCGUCAAACUAAUAAUAAUAAUAACUGCUAUAGCAGCCGCAACAUUAAUACAGCCACAACGACAACUCUUGCUGACCUACUGCCCUCGGUAAUGGCACCAUUCCCAAAGUAUGUGGGCUCUAUUGAUAACCUCACUAACAACUUUAACGACGCCCUGCGCGAAACCAUUGAUAACAUAGCACCGCUAAAGUUAAAAAAGGCUCCAAAAAAGCGCACCCCGUGGUUUACAGAAGAAACUAGAGCUCAGAAAUUAUUAUGUAGAAAGCUGGAACGCAAAUGGCGCACGACUAAACUUGAGGUGCACCAUCAAGCAUGGAGUGAUGGUUUAAUAACUUAUAAACGCAUGCUUACCUUAGCUAAAGCUAAAUAUUACUCAAAUCUCAUCCACCGUAAUAAAAACGAUCCUAAAUUUUUGUUUAGUACGGUAGCAUCGCUAACCCAACAAGGGACUCCUUCCAGUAGCUCAACCCACUCAGCUGAUGACUUUAUGCAAUUCUUUAGUAAGAAAAUUGAAGUCAUUAGAAAGGAGAUUAAAGACAAUGCGUCCCAGCUACAACGGGGUUCUAUUAACACUGACACGAUUGUAUAUACGGCGGAUACUGCCCUCCAAAAUACUUUCUCUCGUUUUGAGGAAAUAACAUUAGAGGAAUUGUUACAACGUGUAAAUGGAAUAAAACAGACAACAUGUUUACUUGACCCUCUUCCUGGGAAACUGAUCAAGGAGCUCUUUGUAUUAUUAGGUCCAUCAGUGCUAAAUAUUAUAAACUUAUCACUCUCCUCGGGCUCUGUUCCCCUAGCAUUCAAAAAAGCGGUUAUUCAUCCUCUUCUUAAAAGACCUAACCUCGAUCCUGACCUCAUGGUAAAUUACCGACCGGUGUCUCACCUUCCCUUUAUUUCAAAAAUCCUUGAAAAAAUUGUUGCGGAGCAGUUAAAUGAACACUUAGCGUCUAACAAUCUAUGUGAAACCUUUCAAUCCGGUUUCAGGGCAAAUCACUCCACGGAGACAGCCCUCGCAAAAAUGACUAAUGAUCUAUUGCUAACGAUGGAUUCUGAUGCGUCAUCUAUGUUGCUGCUCCUCGAUCUUAGCGCUGCUUUCGAUACCGUCGAUCAUAAUAUUUUAUUAGAACGUAUCAAAACACGAAUUGGUAUGUCAGACUUAGCCCUGUCUUGGUUUAACUCUUAUCUUACUGAUAGGAUGCAGUGUGUCUCCCAUAACAAUGUGACCUCGGACUACGUUAAGGUAACGUGUGGAGUUCCCCAGGGUUCGGUCCUUGGCCCUGCACUCCUCAGCAUCUACAUGCUGCCGCUAGGUGACAUCAUACGCAAAUACGGUAUUAGCUUUCACUGUUAUGCUGAUGACACCCAACUCUACAUGCCCCUAAAGCUGACCAACACGCCGGAUUGUAGUCAGCUGGAGGCGUGUCUUAAUGAAAUUAAACAAUGGAUGUCCGCUAACUUUUUGCAACUCAACGCCAAAAAAACGGAAAUGCUGAUUAUCGGUCCUGCUAGACACCGAACUCUAUUUAAUAAUACAACUCUAACAUUUGACAACCAAACAAUUAAACAAGGCGACACGGUAAAAAAUCUGGGUGUUAUCUUCGACCCAACUCUCUCCUUUGAGGCACACAUUAAAAGCGUUACUAAAACGGCCUUCUUUCAUCUCCGUAAUAUCGCUAAAAUUCGCUCCAUUCUGUCCACUAAAGACGCUGAGAUCAUUAUCCAUGCGUUUGUUACGUCUCGCCUCGACUACUGUAACGUAUUAUUUUCGGGUCUCCCCAUGUCUAGCAUUAAAAGAUUACAGUUGGUACAAAAUGCGGCUGCUAGACUUUUGACAAGAACAAGAAAGUUUGAUCACAUUACGCCUGUACUGGCUCACCUGCACUGGCUUCCUGUGCACUUAAGAUGUGACUUUAAGGUUUUACUACUUACGUAUAAAAUACUACACGGUCUAGCUCCAUCUUAUCUUGCCGAUUGUAUUGUACCAUAUGUCCCGGCAAGAAAUCUGCGUUCAAAGGACUCCGGCUUAUUAGUGAUUCCCAAAGCCCAAAAAAAGUCUGCGGGCUAUAGAGCAUUUUCCGUUCGGGCUCCAGUACUCUGGAAUGCCCUCCCGGUAACAGUUCGCGAUGCCACCUCAGUAGAAGCAUUUAAGUCUCACCUUAAAACUCAUUUGUAUACUCUAGCCUUUAAAUAGACUCCCUUUUUAGACCAGUUGAUCUGCCGUUUCUUUUCUUUUCUUCUAUGUCCCACUCUCCCGUGUGGAGGGGGUCCGGUCCGAUCCGGUGGCCAUGUACUGCUCGCCUGUGUAUCGGCUGGGGACAUCUCUGCGCUGCUGGUCCGCCUACGCUUGGGAUGGUUUCCUGCUGGCUCCGCUGUGAACGGGACUCUCGCUGCUGUGUCUUGGAUCCUCUUUGGACUGGACUCUCGCGACUGUGUUGUAUCCAUUGUGGAUUGAACUUUCACAGUAUCAUGUUAGAUCCGCUCGACAUCCAUUGCUUUCCUCCUCUCUAAGGUUCUCAUAGUCAUCAUUGUCACCGACGUCCCACUGGGUCAUUAUUGUCACCAAUGUCCCACUGGGUGUGAGUUUUCCUACCGAGGAUGUCGUGGUGGUUUGUGCAGCCCUUUGAGACACUAGUGAUUUAGGGCUAUAUAAGUAAACAUUGAUUGAUUGAUUGAUUGAAGAGUUAUGAUCUUCAAGGGGUUGAAUAAUUUUGUCAAUGAGAUAUUAAGAGAAAUGACAGUGUUUGGUAUGUUACAAAAUAUAAUGUUGUAAUUCUAGUUGCAUUUGUCUAUUUAAUGCAUCUUUAUUAGAUAGGACUAUAAACAAAAUACGGAAUAAAUGUCCAACUUGCUAAAACACCAAAAUUGUGUGGGGGUUGAAUAAUUGUGAUCACAACUGUAUAGCCUGAUUUAGCCAUUCCUUUACCACUUGUAAUGUGUCUUUGGAUCAUUGCCCGUUGGAACAGCCAACUGCGCCCAACACCCAACCAUGAUUUUAGGUUGUCCUGAAGAAUUUGGAGGUAAUCCUCCUUUUUCAUUCCCCCAUUUUUUCUCUGUAAAGCACCAGUUCUAUUGGCAGCAAAACAGGCCCAGAGCAUAAUACUACCACCACCAUUGCUUGACGGUAGGCCUGGUGUUCCUGGGAUUCAAGGCCUCACCUUUUCUCCUCCAAACAUAUUGCUGGGUAUUGUGGCCAAACAGCUCAAUUUUUGUUUCAUCUGACCACAGAACUUUCCUCCAGAAGUUCUUAUCUUUGUCCAUGUGAUGUCAGAGUAGUGGUCAAAAUUCAACCAAAAGCUUGCCAGAAGCUUGUGGAUGGGUACCAAAAGCCCCUUAUUCCAGUGAAACUUGCCAAUGGACAUGUAAUCAAAUUUUUACAUUUCUGUAUGUAUACUUUUGACCCAGCAGAUUUGAUCACAUAUUCAGUAGACCCAUAAUAAAUUCAUAAAAGAACCAAA